AUGGACACCAUGGAAGGAGUCAGUCUACAGGCGGUCACGCUAGCGGAUGGCUCAACAGCGUACAUACAGCAUAAUGCGAAAGAUGGUAAAUUGAUGGAAGGACAGGUCAUCCAGCUGGAGGACGGCUCUGCGGCCUACGUCCAUCACGUCCCCAAAAGUGGUAAGUGCCGUUACAGUCUCCGCCUGGAGGAUGGGCAGGCUGUGCAGCUGGAAGACGGGACCACCGCUUACAUCCAUCACUCUACCAAAGAAUCCUAUGACCAGAGCUCCGUCCAGGCCGUGCAGCUCGAAGAUGGCACGACGGCGUAUAUCCACCACACGGUGCAGGUGCCUCAGCCCGACACCAUCCUGGCUAUCCAGGCAGACGGCACGGUGGCCGGACUACACACGGGAGAAGCCACCAUCGACCCGGACACGAUCAGCGCUUUAGAACAAUAUGCCGCCAAGGUGUCGAUCGAAGGUGGAGAGAAUGUGGCCGGCGGCACCUUAAUCACCGAAUCCGAGACGGAGAAGAAAAUGCAGAUUGUUCUACAAGGUCACGGGCCUCGAGUAACGGCAAAACCCCCGCAGACAAACGAGAAGGCCUUUCGCUGCGACUUCGAUGGUUGUGGCAAACUGUACACAACCGCACACCAUCUUAAGGUCCAUGAACGAUCACACACGGGGGACCGGCCUUAUCAGUGUGAACAUGGCGGAUGUGGAAAAGCGUUUGCAACAGGUUACGGAUUGAAAAGCCACGUACGCACUCACACGGGAGAGAAGCCUUACAGAUGUACAGAGGAAAAUUGCACCAAAUCAUUCAAAACAUCAGGAGAUCUCCAGAAACACAUCCGAACGCACACAGGUGAAAGACCGUUCAAAUGUCCCUUUGAAGGCUGCGGAAGAUCGUUCACUACCUCCAACAUCCGUAAAGUUCACAUCCGAACGCACACGGGCGAGCGGCCUUACUACUGCUCAGAACCGGGCUGCGGCAGAGCGUUCGCCAGCGCCACCAACUACAAGAACCACGUGCGGAUACACACAGGUAUCAGUGUUGGGUUUCUCUGUUUAUAA
This is a messenger RNA of Staurois parvus, 1053 nucleotides long. The record is from the annotation of a GenBank genome assembly. Lineage: Eukaryota; Metazoa; Chordata; Amphibia; Anura; Ranidae.